Molecule: messenger RNA, 792 nt
Organism: Lithohypha guttulata
Lineage: Eukaryota; Fungi; Ascomycota; Eurotiomycetes; Chaetothyriales; Trichomeriaceae
Exons: 3
Coding region: 1-792 (263 amino acids)
Source: RefSeq, a predicted model, not a curated record
AUGUUCAGACUCGAGCGAAUACCUUUUAGAGGCCAGAACGGUCAGAAUGGUCAAGACAAUGCUUCAACUUCACCAGAUGCGAGCCAGGAGAACGUUGCAGAAGACGCUCGGCUCUCAAAAGAUGUCAAGGAUUUACGUGAUCGGCUCGAUCAGAUGAUGGAUAUGUUCAAAAACCAAUUUCAAAGAAUCUCUUCUCCUCUCUUCCUUGGUGAGCGCCUAGAGAUGAACAGACAAUAUGAGGCGUUCAGUAAGGAAAGGAAUGAGUUUAAGAAAGAAAUCCACAAAACCAACACCACAAUGAAAGACUACACCUCCACCAUUCACCGCACAGGCGAAAAACUUCGCAACCUAGUCGCCACACAAGCAGACGACAUAUCCGCCAUCAAGACCGACCUCCGCAAGACCGAGAAAAAUCACCAAACAAAUCAAACCUGGUUGCACAAGAGGAUUCUGGAGCAGCAAGGUGUGAUAAAUGCGCAGCAGGCGCAGAUGAAUAAUAUGGUGGGGUGGCAGCAGAAGACGUUUGAGGAGAUUAAGACUUUGGAGGGGCAGGUUGCGUGGUUGAGGAAUGAGAUGUGGCAGUUGAGUGGGAGGUCUGGUGCGCCGGUUAAUCAGGCGGGAAGUGGCGGAAACACUGGCAGUGGAGGGAAUGGCGGGAGUGGAGGAGGUGGUAACACUAAUGGAGCGAGCGGAACAGGUGGGACAGGAAGUGGCGGCGGAAAUGCUGGUACGCAGACUGGUGGUCAGGGGGAGAAGUCAACGGUUGUCGAAGACAGUGAUGAUGAACUGUAA